Messenger RNA from Nomascus leucogenys (northern white-cheeked gibbon), 565 nucleotides. RefSeq names its product placenta associated 9 (gene PLAC9). The record is from RefSeq and is a predicted model, not a curated record. Lineage: Eukaryota; Metazoa; Chordata; Mammalia; Primates; Hylobatidae.
CUCUGGGCUCCGCGCUGCCCACGGGGUGCCGAGGGGCCUCUGGAGGGGGCGGGUUCUCUCGAGCCAGAAAGUCCGGAGCCGCCCAGGAAUUUUGGCUCGAACUGAGUGCAUUUCCUCUCGGGCUGGCCGGGUGCGAUCCGGGAAGGGCGGCUGCGGGCAGACGCGGCGCUGCGCUCGGCCGGGCCGGCACCAUGCGGCCCCUGCUCUGCGCGCUGACCGGACUGGCCCUGCUCCGCGCCGCGGGCUCUUUGGCCGCUGCAGAACCCUUCAGCCCUCCGAGAGGAGACUCAGCUCAUAGCACAGUGUGUGACAGACACAUGGCUGUGCAACGCCGUCUAGAUGUCAUGGAGGAGAUGGUAGAGAAGACCGUGGAUCACCUGGGGACAGAGGUGAAAGGCCUGCUGGGCCUGCUGGAGGAGCUGGCCUGGAACCUGCCCCAGGGACCCUUCAGCCCCGCUCCCGACCUUCUCGGAGAAGAUGGCUUCUGAGCCCUGGAGCUGGAGCCCAGCAGCUGGAGGUAGCGCACCUGCCAGGCAGCACCCACAGAACCAGCCCUGUCCUCUCG